AACUGAGGCUUAAUAUCAGCACACGGAAGCCGGGGUCAUUGUCAUACAUGCUGGCUAUAUACGUAUAACGUGAACCGUUAUUUUCAUCAUGGGAUGAUAAAAAAAUGUUCCAAAAAUGAAAACGAUGGAUUUAGUUGGAUUUAUUACACUAGUGUUGGUUUCCGUAAAAACUGUGAAGGGAUACCACGGGUUUGACAACUCGCUGUAUCACUGCUGGGCGAAGGACGCAUCCGCCAACAAUCCUAGUCCAUUAGGAAGUUGUUCAGGAACUACUUUGAGAUGGGUGGUGCCACCGCCCUCCACGCUAAAAACAGAGACCGCAUUCAACGUCACAUACGAGCUGCUUUUGGACGCAGAUUUCUACACGUGGGCCGUUACUCAAAACUUCUUCCAAACUAAAGGAUUCACUGAUGGACCGACUGCGCAGACGUGGUGUGAGACAACCUCGUGCCCCUCGGCUACUACUGCCACGGCCGACAACUGCUGCGUUCAUCACGUGAACGUCCACUCGUGUCCAAAGGCCAAGACGAGCUUCUGUGGACCCUGGAUUCCUCACGAUGGACAGGUCUUCACGCACUCGGAAGUCCUCGUGGGUCCGGUGCAGACCGGAAAUUGGACGAGUUAUGUUCCGGGAUUUUACGAGAGUGGAUUAACGUCCCUUAUCGCCCAUUUCAAAGUGGCGGAUAUGCACUAUGCUUUGGAGACAGAAAUUAAUGUCGUUCCAAAAUCAGUUUGCGGUGAUGGAAGCUGUGACAAGGACCAAAGAGAAGAUUGCUCCACGUGUCCAAAGGAUUGUGGGAAAUGUCCGCUGCAGGCACACGAGAUUGCCCUCAUCGUCAUCUUCAUCUGUCUCAUCGCCAUCGCCGGAGUCAUCGUUGUCAUUUAUUUCCAGUACCAGAAACGAAAAUUACUCUGGGAUGAAAGCUGGAUCAUUCCGUAUGAAAAUGUCCAUGAAGAUGAGGGUCUGCGCGGGGCGUUCGGCAGUAUGAUCAGUGUCAACAUGGGAGCCAGCACGGACCUGACGGCUGGAAACACCAACAACAUGGCCAUGUCGGCCCAGAGGAAACAGGUGUUUGCCAAAACAGCCAUUGUUGAUGGCAAAACCGUUGCAGUUCGAUAUGUCAAGAAAAAGGAGUUUAGUCUGACCAAAAAUAUCAGAAUUGAAGUCAAAGCUGUCAGAGAACUAGAUCAUCAAAACCUGUGUAAGUUUGUGGGCUGCUGCACGGACGCAGCAAACUUCUGUGUUUUGAUGGAAUACUGUCCCAAGGGAAGCAUCAGCGAUGUCCUGUUAAACGAUGAUAUUCCUCUCAACUGGGCUUUUAGGUUUUCGUUUGCAACGGACAUCGCAAGAGGGAUGGCUUACAUACAUUCUUUUAAAAUCUACCAUGGCCAUUUGAAAAGCAGUAACUGUGUAGUGGACGACAGGUGGACAGUUAAGAUAGCAGACUUCGGUCUGACAGAGAUUAGACGUGAGGACGACAUGAUGCUGUCAGACGACGAGAAAGAGGACAAAUAUUACAAGUGUAAGCGGGCCGAAGUGUACAACGCACCGGAAGCUAAAGAUGGGGCCAGCGAAGGGAACUUCGCUAUAGAUGUGUAUUCAUAUUCAAUCAUUCUUGUUGAAAUAGCCACGAGGAAUGACCCUUAUGCGGAUGAAGAUCCAUUUGACAUUCCUAAAUAUUGGAAACCCCCACUUCCCGACCUCUCACCGGAAAUGGCCGAAGAUGCAGAUAGCGCAUGUCCGUGUCCAGCAGACUACACUCAGUUGAUCACUGAGUGUUGGGAUGGUGUGGCCCUCAACAGACCUUCAUUUGAUCACAUCAAGAAGACACUGCAUAGAAUUAACCCCCACAAAAUGAGUCCUGUCGACCUCAUGAUGAAUAUGAUGGAGAAAUAUUCCAAACACUUGGAAUCCAUUGUAGCAGAAAGAACACAGGAACUGGUGGUGGAAAAACAGAAGACGGACCGCUUGUUAUACAGUAUGCUUCCUAAAAAGGUGGCAGAAGAUUUGAAAAUUGGACGAAGAAUAGAGGCAGAGACCUUUGAUGCGUGUACAAUCUACUUCAGUGACAUCGUAGGAUUUACCUCCAUAUCCGGCGGAAGUACUCCCAUCCAAGUAGUGGCGCUACUAAACAAGUUGUACACAACGUUUGACGCAGUCAUCGACAAGUACGAUGUAUACAAAGUGGAAACAAUUGGAGACGCAUAUAUGGUUGUUUCUGGAAUACCAGGUCGAACACCCUUUCACGCACGUGAAGUCGCUAAUAUGGCGCUAGAUUUAGUGGACGAAUGCACCGUGUUCGAAAUACCUCAUCUCCCUGAACAACCACUGAAAAUCAGAGUUGGGUUACAUUCAGGUUCCGCCUGUGCAGGUGUUGUGGGUCUGAAGAUGCCGCGCUAUUGUCUGUUUGGUGACACUGUGAAUACUGCAUCUAGAAUGGAGUCCAACGGAGAAGCAUACAAAAUACACAUAAGUAAUUUUACCUAUCUGGAAUUGAAGAAUAUUGGUGGAUAUAAAUUUGAGAGGAGAGGAACAAUACCUGUUAAGGGAAAAGGUGAAAUGGUGACAUGGUGGCUGCUAGGAAAAGAUACACUGAAGGAUAACAGUGAUAGCCCACCAGAGAAGGAAUACAUUCCACUCCCUGAUGAUAAGGAUCCGCUCCCUGAACACAAAGAUACGGAGUGUGUCCCAGACAACACGGAACAAUAUGGCGGAAAGGAACAUGCUGACGUCAUCAUUAUGGGAAAUGACGACAAACUUUUCACUCCAGUCGAAUUGCCAGAUGAAAGUCCUAAAACAAGGAAGAUAAGUCAGAUAAGUACCUCCAACGACUCCGGAUAUAACGAAAAACAGGGGUCCGGAAGUCUAAAUGACGUCAAUGAAAUCGUUGUCAAAAGCUAUGCCUCCUUAAACGACGCACUUUCUGAAGAAGAAAAAGAUGGCAGUGAAAAGAAGACACCAUUUUUGACGCCACCCGACUAAUAAGCUGCUUUUAUUAGAGUGGUGCAUAUUUCAUUUCGAAAUCCAGUUUAAGCUUAUUUACUUAUAUUCGCCCCGUUUAAUUUUCGCCAAAUUCAAAUGUCUCAGUAUAUUUCUUUUUUAACACAACUGUGUCUAGGCGAAUUCAAGACGGACCGAAACCUUUUGCAAGAAUUGAGCGAAAAAAAAGAGUGGCGAAAAUACCCUGUAUACAAUGUUAUAUCAACUGUUUUUGUUAGACUUAAAUAUUUUAUUUUGUUUGUUAUGUUUAUAAAGCGAUCUAUUAAAGCAUAAAAUAAAG
Messenger RNA from Magallana angulata, 3281 nucleotides. Its product is annotated as atrial natriuretic peptide receptor 1-like. Gene Ontology annotation, molecular function: peptide receptor activity; protein kinase activity; guanylate cyclase activity. The transcript is spliced from 21 exons. NCBI's taxonomy places the organism in Eukaryota, Metazoa, Mollusca, Bivalvia, Ostreida, Ostreidae. The record is from RefSeq and is a predicted model, not a curated record. The coding region runs from base 116 to 2983 and encodes 955 amino acids. Gene Ontology annotation, biological process: intracellular signal transduction; receptor guanylyl cyclase signaling pathway; cGMP biosynthetic process.